Phalaenopsis equestris is the source of this 1357-nucleotide messenger RNA. Its product is annotated as phosphatidylinositol 4-kinase gamma 8-like. The coding region runs from base 1 to 1254 and encodes 417 amino acids. The transcript has a single exon. NCBI's taxonomy places the organism in Eukaryota, Viridiplantae, Streptophyta, Magnoliopsida, Asparagales, Orchidaceae. The record is from RefSeq and is a predicted model, not a curated record.
AUGCCAACCAGAUCCACCGAUAGCAACAGAGCUCCUCUCAUGGCGGUUGCCGUUGUCCACCACCAUUUCCCCCCAUCCCACAAUCCCUCUCUGAAACCCUCCCCUCUCAUCCGUCGCCGCCGCCUCCUCUCCUUCCCCCACUCCUCCUCCCACCGCCCCCAUCCCCAAUCCCCCAUUCUCAAUCUCAUGGCCGGACGCACCAGCGCCGCUCUCCAAUCCCUCGUUGAAGAGGUUUCCGCUACCAUCUCCUCCGGCGCUCCCCCCAUUCCUGCCCUCGCUGGCCUCGGCGGCGCCCUCUUCCUCCGCAACCGUUCCGGAGACUGUCUCGCUGUCGUUAAACCCUUUAAUGCAGGCGAGACCGGCGUCCGUGAGGCCGCAGCUUACCUCCUCGACCACGCGGCCUUCGCCGGCGUUCCCCCAACAGCCCUUAUUCAAAUCUCCCACCCUCCGACAAAUCUCCUCGCCUCCAUCCAACGCUUUGUUCCUCACGAAUUCGACGCCGGAGAUCUCGGACCGUCUAGAUUCUCCGUCGCCUCCGUUCACCGGAUCGGUAUUCUCGACAUCAGGUUGCUUAACACCGAUCGCCAUGCCGGAAAUCUUCUCGUCCAGAAACAGAGCGUCGAUAAAAAUCGCACCUUUGAUGGAGCAGAGCUCGCCACCGAGCUCGUGCCCAUCGAUCAUGGCCUCUGCUUGCCGGAGCUGCUCGAAGACCCUUAUUUUGAAUGGCUUCACUGGCCGCAAGCCGCCGUGCCAUUCUCCGGUGAGGAAAUACAGUACGUUUCAAAAAUCGAUCCUUUUAAAGACGCCGAGCUUCUCCGAGCUGAGCUGCCGUCGAUUCGUGAACCGGCCAUCAGAAUUCUUAUACUCUGCACCAUCUUCUUAAAAAAGGCGGUGGAUUUCGGCCUCUGCCUGUCCGAGAUUGGCGGCAUGAUGACCAGAGAGUUCUGCAGGAUGGAGGAAGGAGAGAGUUUCCUGGAGUCUCUUUGCACGAAAGCAGAGGAAUCCAUUGGAGCCGAAAGCGAGCUCGGAGAAGAAGAUGACGUGAAAGAAUAUCAGGAGUUGUGCGAGAAGCCUUUGGAUCUGAACUGCCAUGGCGCUGGGGUUGAGAGGAGCAAGAUGAUAUCUUUCAAGGACAAGAAUGAGGAACAAUGGAUGUUAUUCUUGGAAAGAUUUGAGCAGAUUUUAACAGAGGUUUUUGAGGUAAUGAAGAAGGUGGAGGUGAAGCUCAAGCCUGGUUCUCCCUGCAACAUUUGAAUUCUUUCUAGUGAUGCAGAUAUAGCUAGUGUGAUUAUUCCUUAAUCCCUCUAUCUCUCUCCCUCUCUCUCUCUCUCUCUCCCUCUCUCCCUCUCUCUCUCUC